AUGUGUGGGCAUCUUCACAUAUGGCAUGGUCGCCUGCGUAAUCCUGUGCAAUCCGGCCCUGUCCUUCUCCUUCCUCAAGUCUGCUCCCCCGCUCCCACGCCAUGGGUGGGACCCAGCGCUAUCUUUCAGCUAUUGCUUCAAAACUUUGCUUACUUUGCAAUAGCCGCUGUGAGACCGUUACAAUUCGCUCUCGGAACGUCACUGCUACGGUGCUCAAGCAACUACAACUUCACCACCCUUUUGGUUGCCAUGGCGCCAUCUGACAAUCAGCUGAACUUGAUCAGCACUUACGACAACGAGUACGAACACUUAUUCAGCAUGUCCACACCCGCGAACCGCAACGGCUACGAUGCUGCAUACGACAUGGCCGAAUUCAAUGAGCCAGCCAGCUGGGCCUCAGAUGUGCCUUCCGCUAUGCCCGACAUCGCAGACCAUAGUGUCCCGGGUAGCUCUGACAUGUUUCGUGACGGAUCUAGCAUGUACUCCGAUACGUUCUACCAGUCUACCGCAGGAUCUGAACAGUUCUUCGAGGCUCUUAGCGAAUUUGAUGGCGAGGAUGCCCAGUACGCUGACACCAAUUCCGACAAAAUCAACGAUCUUGACGAUGCUACUGUCACGAAUCGCCCUAUGAGUAUUCAAACUAGCAGUAGCAUUGAUAAUAUUGCUACCAUGAGUUCUCCUAUGGGUGUUCAAGCAAGCAGCGGUUUCGUAGAGGAGUCUGAGAUCAAGUCGGAAGGCGAGGAUGCCCGCUUCGAUUAUGUAAGUUACACACCUUCCUAUACUGGUGAAUACGAAGAGGAGGACGACCAUAGUGAAGAGAGCGAUGAGGGUUCCUUUGAAAGUUCUAGGGCCAAGACUAUCCCGAAGACCAACAAAGAUGGCGCCCGGCGCAAGCCACGCCAGCCCCGCGCAAAACUUUUAAAAUGGGGUGAUAACGACUGGAAGAAUGUUGUCCUCGGCAUCAUCUGGGCUUGCGGCGAAACUGGUGUGCAGAUCCCCUUCGAUCAGGCCGCACAAAUCGUUGGUGAGAGCUGUACUGCCGGUGCUUUACAGCAAGCUGUGUUGAAGCUACGCCAGAAGCAAGUCGCCGAGGGCAACUGGAUUCCGUCAUUACGCAUGGCAUGGACUCGCAAAUCUAGGAACUCUGAUCCCUCUUUGUUCGAUGCUAACGACGCCAAGGUGUCCAAGGAGGUGAUCAAAAGCAAGACGAUGCUGCCAAAGAAGAAGGCAACACGUUUCGUCGGUAAUCAAACCCUCCUCAUCACCCUCAAGUAUGCCUACAGAGAGGCUGAUCAAGAACACUUAGAAGCCAUCAAAAACCUUGGUUCCAAGAUUAAGGGUGCCCUGCAGACCCCACUUCACAGUCGCCAGCGCGCCGAAGAACAGCGUCUCGCCAAGCAGAGGGCCCGCGACAGUAAUCGCAAGGCUCGCAUUCACGACAGUGUCCUGACGACUUAUCUGCCUCUGGAUGACCCUACAGGCAUGCCGACGCCUGCCCUGACCCCGACCUCGGCCACUCACACCCAGCUCGGCUCUCCGGCCACUGGUACGAGCCAGUAUAACGAGUUCAUCGUAGCUUCACGUGGUGGUGUUGAAUACAUUCCGGGUAAUAUGGGAGCUACCAAGAGCAUCAUCGCGCGAUUCAUGGGCUCACGAGCUUCCCAGCCUCAGGGUGCUUUCAAGUAUACACCGUACAGCAGGAUUGAUCCAUCUGCGGCAGGCUACGUCAUGGACCGCGGCAUUGGCGAAGUCAGUGAUGAAGACAGCGACGUAUUCCACGCACAAGCUGCUCUCGAUGUCAGCCGUGGAGACACAGAGGUCAAAGACUCCUUAUACGGCCCCAAGUCUGCUGAAGAUCCCUUCGCACUCUUUUAG
This is a messenger RNA of Plenodomus lingam JN3, 1875 nucleotides long. NCBI's taxonomy places the organism in Eukaryota, Fungi, Ascomycota, Dothideomycetes, Pleosporales, Leptosphaeriaceae. The record is from RefSeq and is a predicted model, not a curated record.